GGUUGAUUUAUCGACAACAUCCCGUCAUCAAAGAGUCUUCUCGCCGUUGUUCAGUCUCGUGGAACAUUGAUAUUCGAGUACCGGGUCAGUUGUGUGCCGGGCGACCGCCCUUCCGCGCACCUCGACCAAUGCCCCUCACCUUCGUCAGCCGAACGACGAGUCUCCGCGACAGCCUACCCUCCACGCGGUGAUUCGAGAUUACAAGUCUCGCUGAUGCCUCGAAAGACGGGAAAUCAAGAGUAUCUGGGAAAUAAAGAGAUGUCUUCGAAACCUAAGACUCCGUCGAGGCCGCCGACGGGCCGGAAGCGCGGCAGGCCUCCAGCCUCGGUCGUUGCUGCACGUCUCGCUGCUAGCAACGAUGUCUCUGCAGCUUCUAGCAUAGGCCGCCCAAGCAGAGAGCGCAUCGCGACGCCGAACGCGACGAUUGUCACCCGUUAUAAUCGAGAUAAAGAUGGCGCAUCUCCUACAGCCACUACGGGCUCUCCCCGGCCGGUUAACGACGCCGUCACUCCCAAUGCCUCCUCGGCUUUUUCCGCCGCCGUCCAGUCCGAACCUCCCCCAAAGCGGAGAAGAUACAUACCAGGUGGUGCCGGUGGAGGCGGCAGGUUUGUGGAAGAAGAUGGCACCAUAACACCCAAUACCACCCCACGCACCAUAAGACAACCGAGACAACCUCGCGUCCCGAAUACAGUCAUUCCAAGAAGAGAGAAGAGCGCUCGUAUCCGCUCCGCGGCGGAUCCCGGCGAGGUACAAUAUAGCACAGCUGCAGCAGCUGCUGCGGCGGUCGCACAAAGCGAAGGAUACAAGCCCCGAGAAGAGCGCGGAUGGGAGGAGUUCCACCCCAACCUAGACAUUGAUGCGACUUUCAUGAUGUUCCGUUCUGAGGACGUCGACGGCCUCACCCAACCGCGUCCAGCGACUCCGGCCGUCCCAUCAUCUGUCGAUCCGGACUCUAGCACGCCCCUGAGGGAAGUGAAUCCGUCUUCCACAGGCAACACUCCCAAUCCCGCACCUGACGCGCAAUCCGGCCAGCCGGAAACCCCGCAAAAGCGUCGCUCGUCACGGCCUAUCCGGGAUACCGCUUCACAAAUAGCAACCCGAGAAAUUUCCGCCAUCACUUCAACACCAAAGGUGCCGCAGGUUCUGCCGAUUCGAAACCAAACCGCCAAGGAGAAGCUCGACCUGAAAGCCCCCUCGUACCGACGAUCCGACCGCGUUGCACAAUUCGAGAGGAAGAGUUUUGGACAAGCCCGAUACGUCGAUAAGUCCAUGAUGAACGUCGGUUACCAGGAGAGCGACCACUUCCUCCAGCCGGCGCACCGGUUAAUCAAAGCCGAUGAUUCCAACUUCGAGGACGAGUCUGAUAUGGCGUUGGCGUUGGCGCUGGCCCUGAAGGGAGACGCUGAGAAUGCGCCUGCGCCUACGACAUCCGCCCCGCUUGGACGCGUGGAAUACGACAUGGACGAGCAAGACGACAUGUGGCUCCAGGCAUAUAAUGUGGAGCGCAGGAAAAACGACCUGGAGCCCAUCACCCGUGAGAUCUUCGAGAUCACCAUCACCAAAAUCGAGAAGGAAUGGCAUGCGUUGGAGAAACGGAUACCCAAGCCGAACCCUAAACCUCCGCAAACUCAUCGGCCUAGGUCGAGCUCUGCGGCCGCCGUCAACGGUGAACCCCUAAUUGGGGAGGAGCACGACUCCAAGUGCGCCAUUUGCGAUGACGGCGACUGCGAAAACACGAAUGCCAUUGUUUUCUGUGAUGGUUGUGAUCUGGCGGUUCACCAAGAAUGCUACGGCGUCCCUUUCAUUCCGGAAGGGCAGUGGCUCUGCAGGAGGUGCCAGCUUAUUGGGCGUGGCGUUCCGACUUGUAUAUUCUGCCCGAACACGGACGGCGCAUUCAAACAGACUAAUUCGUCCAAAUGGGCGCAUCUGCUCUGUGCGAUGUGGAUUCCCGAGGCUUCAUUGGGAAAUCAUACAUUCAUGGAACCCGUCAUGGAUGUGGACAAAGUGCCCAAGACGCGCUGGAAGCUGACCUGCUACAUCUGCAAUCAGAAGAUGGGUGCCUGCAUACAGUGCGGUAACAAAUCCUGCUACCAGGCGUUCCAUGUCACUUGCGCCCGCCGGUCCAGGCUGUUCCUGAAAAUGAAGAAUAGCCAAGGCGCCCUGGCGGUUCUUGAUAACAGCAUGAUCCUCAAGGCAUACUGCGACAAACAUUGUCCGCCCGAUUACACUCAAGAGAACAAUGUCGCUGAGGCUACCCGGGAAGCCCAGAAGUUCUACAAGAAGACGAUGAAGGGCCGUAUCUGGGCCGAUAGCCAAGCGUCUGCCCAUGCGCUUGCUGCUACCCACCGACAUGCCCUGACGGAACACCCGCCAGACGCAAGCCAGAUGACAGGUGCCAGGCUCUCUGCCCUCCUGGGGGACAAGAAGAAAGGCCAGCCUAUCAAGUCCAUAUGGAAACUUCCGUCUGGCGCUCCGGUCAUCCCCCAGGUCGUGUUUGAUGUUGUCGAGGCGUCCAUAUCAAGAUUCACUUUGAGGAAACGGAAGGAUUUUGUCAGCGAAGCUUGUCGGUACUGGACACUGAAGCGGGAAGCGCGGCGCGGCGCCACCUUAUUGAAGCGACUUCAGCUACAGAUGGAGACGUUCUCAUCCAUGGAACUUACACGGAGGAACUUUGCGUCCAUGGGACCUCCCGGGAAACCCCGCCUGAUCAGGAGACUCGAGUUCGCCAAGACCCUCAUUCAAGAUUUAGAACAGCUACGAGCCCUGUCGGAGAAAGUGGUGGAGCGAGAACAGCACAAACUUGAGUCUGCCGAACUUGAGAAGGAGCUUGUCGACACUUGCUACUUUCCUAUAACAAGGCUAUUUGGCCCUAUCGUGGAGAAGGCCCUCGGGCUGGAUAAGAACGUCUUCUACGAUGGGUUAGUCAAGCUGCAGUCCAAGUUGGAGGAACGAUACUACACGACGACGUUGGCGUUCGCGCAUGAUCUCUGUGAAGUCAUCGACGUUGGCAUCAACACAGAGAUCAAAAAGGGCGAUUCGGCGGUUGAUGAGGCCAUCACUACAAUUGGCAAAGUAUCGUAUCAAGAUCCUCGACAAAGGAAAACCCUCGGAAAGCGCAUUCUGAAAGCCGUCCAACCCCAGCUGGAGGCGGCCCUACGGAUCGAGACGGAAAUCAACUCCAAACCUUUGGAUCCACUUACCAAGGAACUCGAGGGUAUGCUGGAAGCCAGUCUGGAAUUCCGCCAGCCUUCCAUUAUCGUCGGGGUCGGUGAGGACUCGGUGGAGGCCUGCCGAGAUGUGGCUAUGGUGGAUGCUCCAGCCGGCGGAGAAAUAACCGUCGCGAGCGGUCAAGCAGAUCCAGCGGCCGAAGGAGUGGCCGAAAACACCGAUGCGAUGGAGAUUGACGCCGAGGGAGAAGCGGACGAAGACAACAUCGAAGUCGCGACAUCGAAUUUGAGCAAGCCCGCGGAACAAACCGUAGAGGCGCAGUCAUCCAGCUCGUCGGUUGCAGGGCUCGAGAGUAACGGCAAAGCAGUCGAGAAUGCCGACUCGGGAUCCUUACCCAACGGCGUACCGGCCUCGUCCAAUACCCCGCCAGCCACAAACGGUUAUCAGGCCGCCCCGCCGCCAGUCCAGCCGACACCCCCCACCCCUCCCCAGUCCGUAGGCGGCGGUCUGGGCAACCAUCGGGCCGAUCCCCUGUUGGAAGGCGGCAUUCCCUGGUACCUCAAGGACUUCAAGCUGCGCGGCACGACCAUAUUGGCAGAUCAGUGGCCCGGGCGGGAUGCCAUCCGUAGCCUCAGCGAGGAGCUGUCGGACAUGGACGACCGCGAGCUGGAGGGCCUGGGGUUCGACGUGGAUGACAGCACUAUUACCGCUUCUCCCAACGGGGCGGCCGGCCAGGCCAUAGCGGACACUAUUGUCAGCAAGGCGAAGACGACGACCAGUCUUGUCAACAGCAGGCUUCGCAAGAGGACGAGGUCUUCCGCGCGGAGGAGAUGAAGAGAUGGGGAUGUUCCGUGACUUGCUUUUUGUAUUUUUAGAAUCUGUUUGGCGUGGUUUCUGUGGAUGGGGAGGUUUCAUCAUGCAGGUGUUUUGUUGUUGUUGUUGUUGUUGUUUUCCUUUUUAAUGUUUGGUGUCGACAGUUCUAGGAGGAGAUGGCUCACAUGUUUACCCUUUUUGAAGGAGGGUUUUUUUUUUCUUCGCCUCUCCUUCAUAUGAGCUGAUUUGUCGGAAUAAGGCGGUAUAGUGGAUGUUCUUCAAGGCUUUUUUUUUACGCGUCGUUAGAAGGAAGGUAUGCUGUUCCUAAAGCGCGCUUCAGUUUGGUCGGAGGGAAGAAUGGCGUUUCAAGAGUUCUGG
Sodiomyces alkalinus F11 is the source of this 4359-nucleotide messenger RNA. RefSeq lists its product as hypothetical. The coding region runs from base 214 to 4002 and encodes 1262 amino acids. The record is from RefSeq and is a predicted model, not a curated record. NCBI's taxonomy places the organism in Eukaryota, Fungi, Ascomycota, Sordariomycetes, Glomerellales, Plectosphaerellaceae. The transcript has 3 exons. Gene Ontology annotation, biological process: regulation of transcription by RNA polymerase II.